AUGACCAAGUCCACGACCAAAACUGUUACCAAAGCCGCUCCAAAAGAGUCGACCAACGCGGCUUCUGAAUUCGGACAAAUCGUAUCGAAAUUUUUUGACGACUAUCAGAAAUCCACUCCCGUCAAGCUGAAAGCGAUCGACGCGUAUCUUGGAUAUACAUUCUUCACUGGAGUGAUUCAGUUCGUGUACUGCUGCUUGGUCGGUACUUUCCCCUUCAAUGCGUUUCUCUCUGGCUUCAUCUCCUGCGUCACUUCUUUUGUGCUUGGAGUGAGCCUUCGACUGCAGCUGAACCCUGAGAACAAGGAUCAAUUCCAGUGGUCUGACGAGCGGGCUUUUGGCGACUUUCUCUUUGCUCAUUUCGUCCUCCACCUCGUUGUCAUGAACUUUAUCGGCUAA
This is a messenger RNA of Oikopleura dioica, 396 nucleotides long. The record is from the annotation of a GenBank genome assembly. Lineage: Eukaryota; Metazoa; Chordata; Appendicularia; Copelata; Oikopleuridae.